AGCAAAGUAAACAUAAGACAGCUUUGUGUCGAAAAUCUUCACCUAUUGGUCACACAAGCUGUCGUAAUCACGUAUAGGUGGAGAAUGCCCUGACGCUGACCAAUAGCAUUUCAUAUGCAAAUCUUGUUUGAAAAAGUCCCGGGAAAUCCGAGUUUCGCGGGAGGGCCCUUCGCGCGUAAACUGCAUCCCCUCAUUCAUUGUCAGCUUCCUGGAGCCAUUUUUCAAGCAGCUUGAACGGAGCUCGCAACCUAAUCAAAUCCGUAGCAUCUUCACGUUUUGGAAACCUAUCGGUAAACAAAUUUCAACGAAUGGAUAGCUAACACAUUAGUCUAAAAAUAUCCUUGAUUAUUUUGGGUCGAAGCGAGGCGGAUUUUGAGAAAAAUAGCUACGAAGUUUCAGAGGGACAAAAGGGCAUUCGAGCCUGAAGAUGAGGAAGGGGGGAGCUACGGUCCCGGAGAAAGUCCCUAUUUCAGGGGUCGGGUGCACCUCCGUGGACAAAAAACACACGGUUCUGACCCGGUUCACUAACCCUACAUAUUAUCAGAUUUUAACCCCCCCAUCCUUACCGAACCAGACUAACCAUGUCGGUGUUGCAGACCCGACCGGGAAUCAGCUAUGCACAACCCCCAUCGGGGUGUCUACAAACAGGACAAGACUACGACCAGCGCUCGGAAGACCUCCGGAAACGGCACCUGCAGGCAUUAGGAGUGGUGAAAUGACCUGUAGCAUCUCUAGAUCUGACAGCAUUUCUCCUCCAGAGGCCAAGCGUCGGUUGGAGCUUGAGGAGGGCGACCACCCGUACACCAUUGACACGGUCAGGCCGCCCCGGGCCAAGAGAGCCACCACGCACUCCCUCAGAGAAACUAAAGUUCCCAAGUCCCCGGUGGAGAAGACCCGCUACGACACGUCGCUUGGCCUGUUGACCCGGAAGUUUCUCCAGCUUCUGGCCCAGUCCAGUGACGGGGUGGUGGACCUCAACCUGGCGGCAGAGACCCUCAAGGUCCAGAAGAGGCGUCUUUAUGACAUCACCAAUGUCCUGGAGGGUGUGCAUCUCAUCAAGAAGAAGGCCAAGAACAACAUCGAGUGGCUGGGUUGCAGCCUGUCGCCGGAGGGUGUGGCCAGUGUGCAGUCCCAGAGUUCUAAAGAACUGUUGGAGUUGACCCAGGAGGAGAAGAGACUGGAUGAACUCAUUCACAUAUGCACCCACACGGUUCAGCAGAUGACACUGGACACGCAGUCACGGAAAUUUGCGUACAUAUCAUAUGACGACGUGAAGAAGGUCCCCAGUCUGAGGGACCAGACUGUCAUUGUGGUCAAAGCCCCUGUGGAAACCAAGCUGGAGGUACCAGACCCUGCUGAGAGUUUUCAGAUUCACUUGAGCAGUACCCAGGGUCCGAUAGAAGUCUUCUUGUGCUCCGAGGACCACGCUCCCUCCUCCUCGCUGUCCGACCACAACACCCCUUCGCAGAGUGGAACCGGGAUUUCUUCCUCGUCAUGUGUCAGUGGAAACUCUUCCUCCUUCCUUAAAGUGUCACAAGAUGGUAACGACUGUAACGGUUUCUCCAACGCCCUGUCCAGGCUCCCAGCGUGCUCAGCGGUGACGGUGACCCCAGUCUCCCCCCUGCCCUCCUCCCUCACCUCCCUCCUCCCCCACGAGGAUGUUGCGGAACAGGAGCCCUUUGUUGCCCUCUCCCCCUCCCUCCCGCUCACCCUGGAAGAGGAUGACUACCUCCUGAGUCUAACGGAGAACGAAGGCAUCAGCGACCUGUUUGCCUAUGAUCUUGACCGGCUUGGCGGGCUGGACGUCCUGCUGUGUAACUGAGUCAAACGGAAACUCUCGGACCGUUUUUAUGGAUUUUUACUGUGGCCCUUCUGGAGCCAGACAGAAUGGCGGCUGCAAUGUUUAGUUUCACGGUGUACUGGUUGACAGGGCGUGUGUGCUUCGUAGCCUGCAGCUCGGCAGCCAUUUUGGAGCCGGGCUUUGUUAUCCUAAGCCCCUGGGCUGGACCCCCACCACACGAAGAACCUGACCGUUGAACCCCUUUCUGCCGGCAACUGUAACAUUUUGGCGCGGAGUGUGGCUGUGAAUGAGAGGAAAUGCCUUCUCUUGGUGUGGAUGUGAUCCAAUCAGGCGGUCUGUGGCUGAACAGCGUGUUCCGUGGCCAAAUGGACGGACCCCUCUUACUUGACCGGUCUUUUGGUUUGACCUGCACGUUAGGGAAAAGCGACAUCGUACAUGAUCAGUUUUCCUCAUGGUUCGGGUGUACGGGGGGGGUGUCAUUGUGCCCCCGUGGCGAGUCGCGUAAACCUAAUUCCUCCCUUUUAGCCACCUCGGAUGAAAGCCCCCGCUAACCGAUGUGCCGUGUCAAUCACUCCCUACGUGUGACCGGCUGCUACAACCUGUGGAACGACCUGCGUGUCACGGCAGAACGUUCCAACAGGUGUGUAGGUGUUAACGUGAGCCAACAGGCCCAAUCCUACCGUCGUGAUUUUUUUUUUUUUUUUAAAUAAGCUGCCCAAGUUCCCUCGGCCCUCUUACAGCCUUUUUGAGCAAUGUGAACCGUUACUGCUGGUUAACGAGAAACUAGUGGGCAGGUAGCGGGAUAUAUAUCUCUAAAUGUAUGAAAUUUGUUGCUGUGUGUGGGCGGAGUCGUCUGGAUGUUGUGCUUGACAGGUGGCUAUGUAGUUUCUCCCUGGGUCAGAGGUCACCUGUUUUUCCCUGGGUCAGAGGUCAUUUGUUUUUCCCUGGGUCAGAGGUCACCUGUUUUUCCUGUGCCCUGCUGCCUUAGAAGUAAUGCCCAGGGGUGAGACUUAAACCUCAGGGGCUUUUCGGCGGAAUGGAGACUCUGUUACUCACGUGGACAGGCCCCUGUGGUUGUUUUAGUCGUGCUAAUGUAUCAGCGAACAGCUAACGUUCUACUGAACUGGAAGCGUAGUAUUUUCUCAGGGCUCCUCUGAUAGCUUUUUUUUUUUUUUUUUAAUUUGAAUAUAAUUUUGUUGCUUCUAUUCAGAAGUGGUUUCUAAUUAAUGUUUUGUAAAAUAAAUGUUUUGAUUUGUAUGAUAAUACCCCCAUAUAUCAGUUGUUGAACUUAUAAAUGGAAAUUAAAUACCCUUUCUUUUUACCCCGUGAUUGGUAAAGACAUGUAAAAAAAAAAUUUUUUACUAAGCUAUGAAACUAACCACUAAUGUUAAAAUACGUUCAGCGUUCAAGCUUUGCUUGUCUACGUGGGCUGAGCUGACCGGUUUCAAGAUGAGCACUGUGAUAACACUGUGGCGUCUUAGUUUCCCAUGCACAUCUCGUGACCCUGACUCCUGUCCUGUGUCUCGUCUGAACCCCGUGUGUUGUCAAUAACAGACCCCAAGCUGUUUCCAGGCGGUCGAGUGAUUUUUGAAUGUGUGUCUCCAGUACAGACAUUUCCUGGUUGGAGGUACUGUAUUGCUGCUUACAGUAAUUAAAAUGGAAGCCAUUCUGAUGUGCUGGAUUUAACGCUGGCCCUUUGGGGCAUCUGAUUCCUCUGCUCUAUGGAGCAGAUGUGUUUUUUUUAUGCCUCCAGUAGUACGUUUCCAUUAAUAAUCCGUGAAGCGUCUAACUGGACUAUUGGUCAGAGGGUUUUACCUUUUUUGCACACUGUCUCAAUUAUUUUUCACGCUUCUGUCCUUGAAUUGGCGCACUCUCGUUCGUCAGCCCACCAAAACAUUUUAGCUAGCUUCCUACUGUCACUACUGCUCCUCGUUAGGGCCACCGUGUUGGAGUGACGAGGCGUUUGUUGGUCUGUGCUGCUAGUUACCACCAGUGAUGGGAUUGUAAUUCACUGUAGUAGCCGAUGAAGAAACACAGCCGCUGUCCUGCCGUCUCCGGUACAGGGCGUUGUAACCCCUCAAGGCAGAUCUGGGAUCAGCUGUUGUUCAUUCCCCGCAACGAAUGGUUCAGGUUAGGGUUGAUCCCAGAUCUGUGUUUGGGGAACUAACCCCCCAAGCAAGUUAUGGUGGUGACGUUUAUUUUUCAAGGCUGUUCUACUGUUUUGCUGUAUAGACCUAGAACGGUCUUUCAAUACUUUCGUUAUGACUUGACAAAUAGUCUUUUACGACAAGUUAAGAUGUUUUAAUUGUUUUAUGCCGUUUCCUGCCCACUGUCCAGAUAUGGUCACCUAUUCAACAAGUGAAAUAGCCCAUAUGAGACCGGAACUCAGGCUAUCAUGCUGACUAAUAGAAUUGGUGCAAGUACAAACCGAUUAAAGUCCUCUGGUUUAAUGGUUUGUUGUGGGAAUUAUGUGAAAUGUUGACCUUUGAAUUUAUUUUCAACACUUCAUGUUCAUCUAAAUUUGCUUAAUGUUAUUCAAUAUAGUAGUUCUAAAACAAAACAUUUGACAAUUUCAUUGUCGUUUUCCUUUUUUCUUCCAUGAAAUCCUGAUCAUUUAAGUAAAUCCAGGAUGUUUCUGUUAAUUAAAUAUUUUGUGGGUGAAGAUGAAUAGCGAAGCACUGUUUUCUUGGGUUUUGGACAUCAGCCCGGAGACAGUUUGGGCCGUUCUGUGGAGUAGCAGCGCCAGGGAUGCAAUUCAUACUGUAAACACUCUUUUGUUAACGAAGGAUAAAACCCUGGACACACACAGCUUCUGCCUUUUACGUUACCCGUUCGUCUCCACGGUGACCUUGGCGUUCCCUCAACGUGUCCGUGGUAUGUCGUCGGUUACGGUCUGAAAGGUCUAACUGAUCUGGCUCUUCCGCCACCCCAGAAUGAUACCACAGCAAAGCUGAACGGUGUGUUGGUGUUUGCCCAUCUUAACCACAUACAGGUGGGUACAUCAAGGUUGCUUCUUGGACUGGGGGUGCAUCCCAAAUGGUUUCUCACUUAACGCCUCUUUGAAAUAGGGUGCCACCUGUGAGGCAAUCUAGCUGUGUAGUGCACCAAUUAUAUUCUUUAAUCGCUAGCUGGGGGUGGAGACCCGGUUUCUGCAGUAGGAAACCUAACGCCCGCUCUGAUGUUUCAGUCGUCAGUUCGUUUGGGACAUUUCUUGUUUGUAUGGAAUAAAGUGAUUGAUGACGGUGUGUUUAAUAAAGUUAUUAAACUUUAUAUUUAUUUUUUUGCUCUACCCGGUGUGCUGUGGUGUUUAGUUCUACCAUUUGUGUAUUGGAGCGGUCCAAUUAUCAGCCUGCUGGCAAUGCAAGUUGGGGUGGGGGGUUUAACCCUCAACACCUGCUGGUGUUGGGGCCACGUUGUUUCCCAGUUCCAAAUGCACGUGCUGGUGGAGGUGCAUAUAGGAUCAGCAUGGUGUUCAAGUCUGGCCCUUCCUGGCCACAGGGAAGAUUAAGGGCUUACCCCCCUUGGAAAUGAGUAAGCAUGAUGAUUACAUGUAGUAGUUCUAUGUAAGAAAUGGCCAACUAAAUGUCAGACCCAGACCGUUUCUCCUUACCAACAUACACGGAGGUUCCUCCACAGUCUCCUGCUGAGCACCUUCCAGGAAGAAGCCAGAGUGUCAGGAAACCCGUUUAGUUUUGGGAUGUGCUCAUGACUUAAGUGACGCUACUAUUGUUCCACUAUUGAAUACAAUUUGCAUUAAUAUCUAAUUAACAAUUUCAUAUUUUAAGUCUGCAAAGUCUGAGAUCAGAGAAGCAAAUAUUCACAUAAUAUGGAAGCCAUUAUUUUCUGUAAACAAUUAAAAUGCUUAAAAGGAACAUGGUGUUAUGGGAUUCCGCUUAGCUCAUGAAGGAUGCGACUGUAGGCAGCGGUAUUGAAAUCCCUGAAGCCAGUUCCACUCCAUUUUUACAUUGCAACCACAUAAUCAGGGACUUCAGCCUUCUGUUCUACCUCAUUAACUGCACCCGCCUGGUGUCCCAGGUCUAAACAAACCCCUGGUCAGGGGGUUGCAGUGAAAAAAUGGAGCGGUACAGGACCAGGUUUGAAUACCAGUCAGCCAAUACCUGCAAAUAGCGGGUCAAAGGCCUAGGCACAGUGCCUCUCAACCCUGCUCCUGGACACCCCCCUGCCCUGCAUGUUUUAGGUUUCUCCCUGCCCUAACAUACCUGAUGUAGCUCAUGAAGGAAUUGAUAAUGAGCUAAUAAUUUGAAUCAGUUGUGACAGAGCAGGGAGAGAUCUAAAACAUGCAGGGCAGGUGGGUGCCCAGGAGCAGGGUUGAGAAACACUGGCCUUAGGGAUCUUUUGGGAUUUAGCUUUGGAGUUUUGGGCAGGAAGGGGACCUGGGAGUUGGGUUAGGGGACCUCAGGGGCCCAGGUAAGAAAUGUGUGUAAUAAAAUUGCUCUGGAUAACCGCAUCUGCUAAAUGACUAAAAUGCUUUAGGGUUGGAUAGGCGGCGGUAGUAUUGCAUUGUAUAGUAGUCUUGUAUUGGUCGCUUGGUAUGCCUUGUAGUGUGAAGGUUGUGGGUUUGAUUCCCUCCUCAGGGGAGUAUUAGUUUGGGGCCCAGGCCUGUUCUACACUACUUCAAGUGAAUGCAUUUACAUGUUGACCGUGGCCUUUACCACAAAGAGUGUCUUCGCAAAUUCCACCACCCUUCUGCCUGCUGAGCUACACAGAACCAACGCGACAGGUCAGAUGACAGACGGGGAUCCUCUUCCUUGUCCUAGGGAAGACCUUAAUUGCGAACACCUCGUUUCAUAGUGUCCUUUAAAGCCGUUGGAGGAGGAGGCUGUGGAGGACAUUUGGAGGACGCGGGCUGUGCCAACAGAGAUAUUCCCCCCUUACCACGCGGAAAGCGGUCUUACGGCAUCUACUUAUUAGGCCAUGUCAACCAAUCCACCAGGGGGCAGUGUGCUCACACAGAAUGUCAUGCCGACGGGAUAUUGUUCCCGGUGAUUUCGGUUGGUCUGGUGGUCUCUGAGCAGAUGCCUCUGGCACACUAUAUUCGCCACAGCAGCGCUGGUUUGAGUCCAGCCCGUUGCUCUUUCAGCAAAAUAAACUCCUCUGUCUACACUGG
Molecule: messenger RNA, 6929 nt
Organism: Esox lucius (northern pike)
Lineage: Eukaryota; Metazoa; Chordata; Actinopteri; Esociformes; Esocidae
Product: transcription factor E2F3
Exons: 8
Coding region: 428-1822 (464 amino acids)
Biological process (GO): regulation of transcription by RNA polymerase II
Cellular component (GO): RNA polymerase II transcription regulator complex
Molecular function (GO): RNA polymerase II cis-regulatory region sequence-specific DNA binding; protein dimerization activity; DNA-binding transcription factor activity, RNA polymerase II-specific
Source: RefSeq, a predicted model, not a curated record